ACGCCCGGCAAGAAACGUCAAAAUGUGUUGUUUUUCUACACCAACCAAAACAAAAUCACAUAACAGUUGCAAAUAAAAGUGAAUUUUUGUGUAAAAAUCGCAGAAAUAAGUGAAAACAAGAUAAUUAUUCCAUUCUCUGUCCCAAAAACUGCCAAUGUAUCAUUUUUGCUCAGUGAUCAAGAGGUUAGCCACCAAUGAAAUCGUACAAUCGAAAGCGCUUCUCUGGCGAAGGGGCGCCGCUUUACAGGGAGCCUGUAUCGAGCAGCAACGGUUCUUCCAUGCGAGUGCCUGCAAUCAAAAACGACGGAAAACUGCCGAAGAAAGGAAAGCGCCCCGCGUGAUAGAGUUUGCUGCGAAGAAGAAAAACAAAAUUCAAACCAGCGGAGUGGUGGACGUUUGGCGCAAUAUGACCGUUGCGGAGUUGGCCAAAUCCUGCGAGUUGGAUCUUGAGCACAUCCAAGAGGUUAUGCUGUACGUGAAAGGAGCGGGAAACAUCGAUCCGGAGGCUCGCCUGGAAGAUCAGAAAAUCAUCAAGGAAAUCGUGACCAAAUGUGGGCUGAAGAUGAAAAUUGUGGCCGCUCCGACGAUCGCCAGCAAGGAGGAGGUCAAGGAUCGCGAUGUUUUACCGAGGCCGCCCCCACCGCCGGAGAAUUUGCAGGAACGGCCACCGGUGGUAACAGUGAUGGGGCAUGUGGACCAUGGAAAGACGACCCUUUUGGACUCACUGCGAGGGGCUUCGGUGGCGGCCAGUGAAGCCGGUGGUAUCACACAACAUAUCGGAGCUUUCACGGUAGAGCUGGACAAUGGCGAGCGAGUGACGUUUUUGGAUACGCCUGGACACGCUGCUUUCAGUGCGAUGAGGGCCCGGGGUGCCAAUCUGACCGAUAUCAUUGUGCUUGUCGUGGCGGCCGACGAUGGAGUCAUGGAACAAACCAAAGAGGUUUUGUAUCUGGCGAAAGAGGCUAAUGUUCCUAUCAUUGUGGCUAUUAAUAAGAUCGACAAACCUGGGUCAAAUCCGGAUCGAGUCAAAAAGGAAUUGGCGCAGAACGGAAUUGCCCUUGAAGGAUUCGGAGGAGAUACAAUUGCCGUUGGCGUCUCCGCCUUGCAAGGCACCAACCUGGAGGAACUAACCGAAGCGGUCAGCACACAAGCCACUCUGAUGGGUUUGAAGGGAGAAUAUGUUGGCCCGAUGGAAGGAGUUGUAGUUGAAUCGAAAGUGGAUUCCCGUCGAGGAAAGCUAUCUACCGCAAUCGUCACUCGAGGGACCCUCCGAAAGGGAAGUGUUUUGGUUAGCGGGCUGGCUUGGGCCCGGGUCCGAGGAUUAUUCGAUCACGCUGGACAGCCAGUAUCCGAAGUCACACCCGGGAUGCCCGUUGAAAUUCUUGGUUGGCGCGAACUGCCAUCUGCAGGGGAGGUGAUCUUGGAGGUAGAAUCCGAGAAAGUUGCCCAUUCGGUAAUGCGAUGGCGGGAGGCUCAAGCCAAGCUGGAAAAGGCCGAAAGCGACAAGGAUGCUAUCAUGUUGAAGCAAAUGGAACACGAUGAAAAGUACAAAGCAGAAAGGGAACAACAGCGGUUAGCUGGAUUCUAUCGGAGGCGAAACAAAGGACCGCGUCCGAAGGAAUCUGCUCCGGACGAUCCGACCCCCCGGGUGAACGUGGUCAUCAAAGGUGACGUGCAUGGAUCGGUGGAGGCCAUUCUGGACGUCCUGGAGACGUACGACGGAAACGAAAACUGCCGGUUAGACGUUGUCCACUAUGGUGUGGGCGAUGUCAGUCAAGGAGAUAUAGAGCUCGCCCGGCUUUUCAAAGCCGUAGUCUAUGCAUUUUCUGUAAACGUUCCAGAAAAGGUUAAGGAUGUGGAGAUUCGACCGGUGAACAUUAUCUACCGACUAGUAGAUGAUCUGAAAAAAGAAAUCAACUCCAAACUACCUCUGGUGGAUGAGGAAGAAACGGUGGGGGAGGCAAACAUUCUACAACUGUUCGACAUCAACGAAGGACGAAAGAAGGUGACCGUUUUGGGCUGUCGGUGUACGAAGGGUAUGCUCAAGAAAACAUCCAAAUUCAAGUUGGUCCGGAAUGGGGAAAUCGUGGCCCAUGAGCUGCAACUGGAUUCGAUGAGACACCUCAAGAACGAGGUGGACACAGUUAAAAAAGACGUGGAAUGCGGACUGCGGUUGGUGGAUCAGGACAUCGAGGUGAAGGCAGGCGAUACGGUGGUGUGUUACAAGAUCAACAAGGUGCCUCAGGAAACGGACUGGGAUCCGGGCUUCUAGAAAAAGUGUGUUAAGGAAAGUAUAUUAAUAAAGUGACACUGAUCGCAGUUGCUUAUUGGUUUAUAA
Messenger RNA from Aedes aegypti (yellow fever mosquito), 2338 nucleotides. RefSeq names its product translation initiation factor IF-2, mitochondrial (gene mIF2). Lineage: Eukaryota; Metazoa; Arthropoda; Insecta; Diptera; Culicidae. Gene Ontology annotation, molecular function: GTPase activity; GTP binding. The transcript is spliced from 4 exons. Bases 155 to 2272 code for a protein of 705 amino acids. The record is from RefSeq and is a predicted model, not a curated record.